AAACAACAUAAUAGGAUCUUACCGACGCAGAGAAGAAAGUACUCUGCAACCUUACCAAAGUAAACCAAAACAACUGCGAUCCUAACAUUUUAUAGUACUAACAAGCCAUUAUUAUUAUUGUCUAUCAUUAUCCACUAUACAUUAUUAUCCCGUACAGCAACCAAUAUACGUUAUUUCUGAUUGCAUUGUCUUUUGAUCCUAACACGAGAUAAAAAGAAUCAUACCUAUCCAUACCACCACACUCACCACUAAAGUAACUUCCAACAGUUCAUAUUAUUGAUCAUCAAUAGUUUAACUUCAUCACUUGAUAUAUUACACUCAAUCAUGACAGCCAUCACCUCCUCCACUAACCUCUCCUUGCAACAACAAGAAGAACAACAUAUUCAACAACCAACUGAAGUUGACAAGUCUUCAUCACCAACCAACAGCAAGACAACAAAAACAAAAAAGCCUAGAACAAAGGUGAAAUACAAUUCCAAUGGUUCUUCAACAACUUCUUUCAAAUUAGACAAGGAGUGUGUGAAUACAACGACAACAUCUACAACAACCACAACAGCAACCAACAAGAAAAAGAGGAGUCCAAAAUCCAAAAUUACCUUUGUUGAUGAAAGUGAAGCUGGUAAUGAAUCCGAUCAUCAGAAACAACAAGAAUGUACAGCCAAUGCAAAUUCAUCAAAACCAGCCUCUAAUUUUAAUGGAGCACCUCGUACAGUCAAUAAGAGGUUAUGCAAGUUGAGAAAACAACUCAAAAGUUGUGAUCAUUUCACAGAUAAUUACUUUGUGAUUGAUCUUAAUAACAAGGGUGGUCAAAAAACCAGUACUCCACAAGUUGUCUCCUUCAAGAGUCCAACAGAGCAUUUCAUACUUCACGAAGAUGAGGAAGAUGCAACUCAUAGUGAAGAUGACUCUUCAAUCAAUUCAACUGAUGGAUCAUCAGAUGAAAAGACAAACAAGAGAAAGAGAAAAGAAAACAAAUCAUCAUCAAAGAAACAGAAACAAGAUAACAACAACACUACAAUUACAAAUCAAACAAAUACUGCCCAACCAAAUCAAUGCAACAAUACUUAUAUUCCUCCAGAAUUGAAACCUGCUGAUAAUAUUAUGGCAAGUCAAUUACUCAACUCCCUUGUAGAUACUAUGAAUACCCUUUCUGCAGAGCUCAAGAAGCAAGAUUCCUCUGUUGUUGCUCAUCUUUUACAACAAUUAUUACAACAAAAUGGUAGUGAACUUUUUAAGCAAAUGCAACAGCAAAUCAUUGCUCAAUUCCAAACUGAAUUCCAAAACCUUAUGAGCCAGGCAAUUACACAGCAGAUGGCUCACAAUAAUCAAAUGUUUACCACUCCAUUCUUCCCUAAUGAUCCAAUGUUAUCAACAAAUGACAUUAUACCACAAGAUUCAAUGAGCACUGAACAAGAAUUUUAUGAAUUAUUGAACGACUCUGCCCAAAACUCUCAAUACUUGUCGAGGUGGAAUCAUAUUGAUGUGAGACCAACAAGUCCACUCACUCUUGAAAAACCAGCAACAGAAUAUAAUAAUCAACAACAAGAUACAAGCGACAAACAAUCAUUCCUUUUAGAACAAGGUGACUGUGCUUUUGAUUCAUUAUUUUCAUCGAAUGACCUGUAAAAUAAAGCUUCAAAUAAUUACAGUAAU
Messenger RNA from Naegleria gruberi, 1653 nucleotides. RefSeq lists its product as uncharacterized. The record is from RefSeq and is a predicted model, not a curated record. Lineage: Eukaryota; Heterolobosea; Eutetramitea; Acrasida; Naegleriidae. The transcript has a single exon. The coding region runs from base 325 to 1626 and encodes 433 amino acids.